AUGGGAAGGAUGAAUUUGCUCAGUGGUGGCAUUGGGGAGCUUCCUACAAAGGAGUUUCUAUGUGGUGGUGAAUUCAGUGAUGGCGGUGGCGUCGAAUUUGGCGUUGGCGGUGGCGGCAGUGGCGUUGGGGAGCAGCGGGGGUUGCAGGUGAGGAAGCCUAAAGAUCCACAAAAAAGAAAUCUGGAUGAUGAGGAUGAGGACAAGGACGAUAACGAUGAUGAUGAUGACCAGGAUGAGGACAAUGACAAUGACCAGGACGAGGACGAUGACGGUGACCAGGCCGAGAAGAAGAAUGAGAAGGCGAAAGAUAAGGAGAAGGAGAAGGACAAGGAGGAGUUAAUUGAAUGGGAAAACACAUGCUACAACAACAAGGAUAAGGUGCAAGAGGAUGAGCUGGUGGAGGACCUGGGUGACAUGCAUGAGGAUGAUCUAGAUGAGCCUGUGUCUAAGCCUAAGCAGAGCCACGACUGUGGUUUCCAUGUUUUGUUAUACAUAAAAGGAUUUGAAAAAGGUGAAAUAUUAAACUAUGACAAGGAAAAGUUGGAAAUAUUUAGGAUAACACUUGCAGCAGACCUCCUCACCGACAGUCGCAACAAAAAAAUAGCUACAAGAGAUCACAAUGAAGCUCCUACUGCUGAAGAUGAUUUGAUCAUGGUGGAUGAGGGUUUCACGUAUCAGUUGGAACAGUUCAGCGGUGCCUUUCAAGGGGCGGAAUAUGACAAUACCGACAUGGAUAAUGGUGGAGGGAGCAAGAGUUACCGUACUGAAGAGGAAAUGAAAAGCGAGAAAACUUCUGAGAGCAGCAAGAAAACUUCCGAGAAUAACAAAAACACUGACACUGAAACAGAAAAGAGAAAUGCCGACAUGGAUCAUGGUGGAGGCAGCAAGGGUGACCGUACUGAAGAGGAAAAGGAAAGCGAGAAAACUUCUAAGAGCAGCAAGAAAACUUCUGAGAAUAACAAGGACACUGACACUGAAACAGAAAAGAGCAAUGCCGACAUGGAUCAUGGUGGAGGCAGCAAGGGUUACUGUACUGCAGAGAAAAGGGAAAGCGAGAAAACUUCUGAGAAUAGCAGCAAGAAAACUUCUAAGAAGUACAGUGAAGAGGACAAUGAGGUUCGAGGUAGCAAGAGUAUGGAAGAGGGUGAGGACAGUGAAGAGAAAAAUGGAAAGCGAGAAGAUUUUUGA
Messenger RNA from Panicum hallii, 1188 nucleotides. Its product is annotated as probable ATP-dependent RNA helicase ddx56. Bases 1 to 1188 code for a protein of 395 amino acids. Lineage: Eukaryota; Viridiplantae; Streptophyta; Magnoliopsida; Poales; Poaceae. The transcript has 5 exons. The record is from RefSeq and is a predicted model, not a curated record.